AUGUCAGACUUUGAGAUCGACAGGAAAGCUUUGCAGGAUCGUAUCACCUCUCUCACAGCAGAGAUGGUCCUCAAGGAUCAGUCCUCUGUGGGGGAAAUUACCGAAAUAACCAAAGACUACACCUUAAAGGUCAGUUCUCUUCAGGAGCAGAUGGAGGGGCUGCAGCAGUCCUUGAUAGAUAAAGACAAAAUUAUUACGACAAAUCAAAGUCUGAUGUCAGACUUUGAGAUUGACAGGAAAGCUUUGCAGGAUCGUAUCACCUCUCUCACAGAAGAGAUGGUCCUCAAGGAUCAGUCCUCUGUGGGGGAAAUUACCGAAAUAACCAAAGACUACACCUUAAAGGUCAGUUCUCUUCAGGAGCAGAUGGAGGGGCUGCAGCAGUCCUUGAUAGAUAAAGACAAAAUUAUUACGACAAAUCAAAGUCUGAUGUCAGACUUUGAGAUUGACAGGAAAGCUUUGCAGGAUCGUAUCACCUCUCUCACAGAAGAGAUGGUCCUCAAGGAUCAGUCCUCUGUGGGGGAAAUUACCGAAAUAACCAAAGACUACACCUUAAAGGUCAGUUCUCUUCAGGAGCAGAUGGAGGGGCUGCAGCAGUCCUUGAUAGAUAAAGACAAAAUUAUUACGACAAAUCAAAGUCUGAUGUCAGACUUUGAGAUCGACAGGAAAGCUUUGCAGGAUCGUAUCACCUCUCUCACAGAAGAGAUGGUCCUCAAGGAUCAGUCCUCUGUGGGGGAAAUUACCGAAAUAACCAAAGACUACACCUUAAAGGUCAGUUCUCUUCAGGAGCAGAUGGAGGGGCUGCAGCAGUCCUUGAUAGAUAAAGACAAAAUUAUUACGACAAAUCAAAGUCUGAUGUCAGACUUUGAGAUCGACAGGAAAGCUUUGCAGGAUCGUAUCACCUCUCUCACAGCAGAGAUGGUCCUCAAGGAUCAGUCCUCUGUGGGGGAAAUUACCGAAAUAACCAAAGACUACACCUUAAAGGUCAGUUCUCUUCAGGAGCAGAUGGAGGGGCUGCAGCAGUCCUUGAUAGAUAAAGACAAAAUUAUUACGACAAAUCAAAGUCUGAUGUCAGACUUUGAGAUCGACAGGAAAGCUUUGCAGGAUCGUAUCACCUCUCUCACAGCAAGAGAUGGUCCUCAAGGAUCAGUCCUCUGUGGGGGAAAUUACCGAAAUAACCAAAGACUACACCUUAAAGGAUCGUAUCACCUCUCUCACAGAGAGAUGGUCCUCAAGGAUCAGUCCUCUGUGGGGGAAAUUACCGAAAUAACCAAAGACUACACCUUAAAGGUCAGUUCUCUUCAGGAGCAGAUGGAGGGGCUGCAGCAGUCCUUGAUAGAUAAAGACAAAAUUAUUACGACAAAUCAAAGUCUGAUGUCAGACUUUGAGAUCGACAGGAAAGCUUUGCAGGAUCGUAUCACCUCUCUCACAGAAGAGAUGGUCCUCAAGGAUCAGUCCUCUGUGGGGGAAAUUACCGAAAUAACCAAAGACUACACCUUAAAGGUCAGUUCUCUUCAGGAGCAGAUGGAGGGGCUGCAGCAGUCCUUGAUAGAUAAAGACAAAAUUAUUACGACAAAUCAAAGUCUGAUGUCAGACUUUGAGAUUGACAGGAAAGCUUUGCAGGAUCGUAUCACCUCUCUCACAGAAGAGAUGGUCCUCAAGGAUCAGUCCUCUGUGGGGGAAAUUACCGAAAUAACCAAAGACUACACCUUAAAGGUCAGUUCUCUUCAGGAGCAGAUGGAGGGGCUGCAGCAGUCCUUGAUAGAUAAAGACAAAAUUAUUACGACAAAUCAAAGUCUGAUGUCAGACUUUGAGAUCGACAGGAAAGCUUUGCAGGAUCGUAUCACCUCUCUCACAGAAGAGAUGGUCCUCAAGGAUCAGUCCUCUGUGGGGGAAAUUACCGAAAUAACCAAAGACUACACCUUAAAGGUCAGUUCUCUUCAGGAGCAGAUGGAGGGGCUGCAGCAGUCCUUGAUAGAUAAAGACAAAAUUAUUACGACAAAUCAAAGUCUGAUGUCAGACUUUGAGAUUGACAGGAAAGCUUUGCAGGAUCGUAUCACCUCUCUCACAGCAGAGAUGGUCCUCAAGGAUCAGUCCUCUGUGGGGGAAAUUACCGAAAUAACCAAAGACUACACCUUAAAGGUCAGUUCUCUUCAGGAGCAGAUGGAGGGGCUGCAGCAGUCCUUGAUAGAUAAAGACAAAAUUAUUACGACAAAUCAAAGUCUGAUGUCAGACUUUGAGAUCGACAGGAAAGCUUUGCAGGAUCGUAUCACCUCUCUCACAGAAGAGAUGGUCCUCAAGGAUCAGUCCUCUGUGGGGGAAAUUACCGAAAUAACCAAAGACUACACCUUAAAGGUCAGUUCUCUUCAGGAGCAGAUGGAGGGGCUGCAGCAGUCCUUGAUAGAUAAAGACAAAAUUAUUACGACAAAUCAAAGUCUGAUGUCAGACUUUGAGAUCGACAGGAAAGCUUUGCAGGAUCGUAUCACCUCUCUCACAGAAGAGAUGGUCCUCAAGGAUCAGUCCUCUGUGGGGGAAAUUACCGAAAUAACCAAAGACUACACCUUAAAGGUCAGUUCUCUUCAGGAGCAGAUGGAGGGGCUGCAGCAGUCCUUGAUAGAUAAAGACAAAAUUAUUACGACAAAUCAAAGUCUGAUGUCAGACUUUGAGAUCGACAGGAAAGCUUUGCAGGAUCGUAUCACCUCUCUCACAGAAGAGAUGGUCCUCAAGGAUCAGUCCUCUGUGGGGGAAAUUACCGAAAUAACCAAAGACUACACCUUAAAGGUCAGUUCUCUUCAGGAGCAGAUGGAGGGGCUGCAGCAGUCCUUGAUAGAUAAAGACAAAAUUAUUACGACAAAUCAAAGUCUGAUGUCAGACUUUGAGAUCGACAGGAAAGCUUUGCAGGAUCGUAUCACCUCUCUCACAGAAGAGAUGGUCCUCAAGGAUCAGUCCUCUGUGGGGGAAAUUACCGAAAUAACCAAAGACUACACCUUAAAGGUCAGUUCUCUUCAGGAGCAGAUGGAGGGCUGCAGCAGUCCUUGA
Messenger RNA from Knipowitschia caucasica, 3036 nucleotides. The record is from the annotation of a GenBank genome assembly. Lineage: Eukaryota; Metazoa; Chordata; Actinopteri; Gobiiformes; Gobiidae.